Jaculus jaculus (lesser Egyptian jerboa) is the source of this 1539-nucleotide messenger RNA. RefSeq names its product actin like 6B (gene Actl6b). The transcript is spliced from 14 exons. Gene Ontology annotation, molecular function: chromatin binding. The coding region runs from base 77 to 1357 and encodes 426 amino acids. The record is from RefSeq and is a predicted model, not a curated record. Gene Ontology annotation, cellular component: SWI/SNF complex; NuA4 histone acetyltransferase complex. NCBI's taxonomy places the organism in Eukaryota, Metazoa, Chordata, Mammalia, Rodentia, Dipodidae. Gene Ontology annotation, biological process: nervous system development; regulation of transcription by RNA polymerase II.
CCGGGAGCUGUCCGGCCGCCUCGGUGCUGAUCCCGCCGCCGCCCACGGGCCGCGAGCCGCCGAGAGAGGGGGCACUAUGAGCGGGGGCGUCUACGGCGGAGAUGAAGUGGGAGCGCUGGUCUUUGAUAUUGGCUCCUUCUCGGUCCGCGCUGGGUACGCUGGGGAGGACUGUCCCAAGGCUGACUUCCCCACCACGGUGGGGCUGCUGGCCGCUGAGGAGGGGGGCGGGCUGGAGCUGGACGGGGAGAAAGAGAAGAAAGGGAAGAUCUUCCACAUCGACACCAACGCGCUGCACGUACCUCGGGAUGGAGCGGAGGUCAUGUCACCCCUGAAGAAUGGCAUGAUCGAGGACUGGGAAUGCUUCCGAGCUAUCUUGGACCACACCUACAGCAAACAUGUCAAGUCUGAGCCAAAGCUGCACCCCGUGCUCAUGUCUGAGGCCCCGUGGAACACGCGAGCCAAGCGGGAGAAGCUGACGGAGCUGAUGUUCGAGCAGUACAACAUUCCUGCCUUCUUCUUAUGCAAGACGGCGGUGCUCACGGCCUUCGCAAACGGACGCUCUACGGGCCUCGUGCUGGACAGUGGGGCCACCCACACCACGGCCAUUCCAGUACAUGAUGGCUACGUCCUGCAGCAAGGUAUCGUCAAGUCGCCGCUGGCAGGGGACUUCAUCUCCAUGCAGUGCCGGGAGCUCUUCCAGGAGAUGGCGAUUGACAUCAUCCCCCCUUACAUGAUCGCAGCCAAGGAGCCUGUAAGGGAGGGAGCCCCUCCGAACUGGAAGAAGAAAGAGAAGCUGCCUCAAGUCUCCAAGUCCUGGCAUAACUACAUGUGCAAUGAAGUGAUCCAGGACUUCCAGGCCUCCGUGUUGCAAGUGUCAGACUCGCCCUACGAUGAGCAGGUGGCUGCGCAAAUGCCCACGGUACAUUAUGAGAUGCCCAAUGGCUACAACACCGACUAUGGCGCCGAGCGACUCCGCAUCCCCGAGGGCCUGUUUGACCCAUCCAAUGUCAAGGGCUUGUCCGGGAACACCAUGUUAGGUGUGGGCCACGUGGUGACCACGAGCAUCGGCAUGUGUGACAUUGACAUUCGCCCGGGCCUGUACGGCAGUGUUAUUGUCACCGGUGGGAACACACUGCUUCAGGGUUUCACAGACAGACUAAAUCGGGAGCUCUCCCAGAAGACCCCACCAAGCAUGCGACUGAAGCUCAUCGCCAGCAACAGCACCAUGGAACGCAAGUUCAGCCCCUGGAUUGGGGGCUCCAUCUUGGCCUCACUGGGCACGUUCCAGCAGAUGUGGAUCUCCAAGCAGGAAUACGAGGAAGGUGGGAAGCAGUGCGUGGAGCGGAAGUGCCCCUGAGGGCGCCCACCCGCGCGCGUGCGCACACGCACCCUCCAGGAGGGGAGGGGGACGCCAGAGAGGGCGUUUCCCCUGCCAGGCUUCCACGAGCGCAGAUCGAAACCCCUCCCGACCCUCCAUGCUCCCCCAUUGCCCUCUCCUCUCUUCUCAUCUUCUUAGAUUGUGACGUUUCUGAGUUGAAA